UUCCCCGAGCUGACGGUGGUCAUACUAUUAACCAUUCCUGCGCAGCCAUUGACUACACUAGAUAGGGAGCCAAGUCUUCUUAUCUGUCUCUCUCUUGACUCCUCUCACAUAUCAAUCAAUUGCCCUUCGGAGCGCAACUUUAUAACUCGCAUCGAGGCAGCGCCGUCGACAAUCACCAGAUCAUCAUCAGUCACAUUACGCAACCAAUAUGGAUCACAUGGGCCACGGCGGCGGCGGCGAUGGCGACUCGUGCAAAAUUUCGGUAGGAUGAAGACGAACCUGACCCUAGGCUCGCGGCCCAUCAACCAGAAGAGCUAAUAACGCGGGCUAGAUGCUAUGGAACUGGUACACCAUCGAUGCCUGCUUCCUCACCUCAAACUGGCACAUCCGCAGCGGCGGCAUGUUUGCCGCCACCUGCAUCGGCGUCGUCUUCCUCGUGGUCCUGAUUGAGUUCUUUCGGAGACUGGGCAAAGAGUACGAUGCCUUGCUCCUGCGACAGUUCCACCGCGAGUCGACAAGGCGGUACACCCAAGAGGGCAGCGUGUCUCAGGUGGUCACAUUCCGCGCCAGCGUCGUCCAGCAGCUGAUCCGGUCGGCGCUGCAUGCGGUGACCUUUGGCGGGGCGUAUAUUGUCAUGCUGCUCGCCAUGUACUUCAACGGUUUCAUCAUUAUUUGCAUCUUCAUCGGCGCCGGGCUGGGCAAGUUCAUUUGCGACUGGUUGGAGGUCAAGAUCGAUCUCGGUGGCAUUGGCCGCGGGUCGCAGGAUGUGAAAGGCAUCGAGGAGCCUAGCGUGUGCUGCGGCUAGAAUGAAUACCUUAUGAAUUCAAUGUCAGUUUUCAAGCGUCUCACUUAUCAACGUCCUCGAUC
Messenger RNA from Purpureocillium takamizusanense, 867 nucleotides. RefSeq lists its product as uncharacterized. NCBI's taxonomy places the organism in Eukaryota, Fungi, Ascomycota, Sordariomycetes, Hypocreales, Ophiocordycipitaceae. The transcript has a single exon. Gene Ontology annotation, molecular function: copper ion transmembrane transporter activity. Gene Ontology annotation, biological process: copper ion transmembrane transport. Gene Ontology annotation, cellular component: membrane. Bases 332 to 805 code for a protein of 157 amino acids. The record is from RefSeq and is a predicted model, not a curated record.